AUGGCGCAGCAGGGCGGCACGUAUAAAGCCCCGCCGAGGUUUACCUUCUCCUUCGGCCGGACCCAGUCUUUUACCGAGCCCUUGACCGAAGAUAAUGGCUCUAUCGACGAGAAGUCAGCAGAGACCGACGCCGCUGACGAGAAGAAUGCCGCUGCUAUGACAACGGAAAAGGGUGCUGAGAAGGUGGAAGAUGACGAGCGGGACUGGGUGAUCGUUCCUAGGAACCCGGAAGACGAGCCGGAGGAACGCGCGGAGCCGAGGGGGAUCUUUGUGUCUUACGGUAUUGGUUCACCAUGCGGCUGUUCGGUGAAAGGCGAGUUCAGGUUUGGGUGGGGGAAGGGUGGUGCGCCGACUGGGGAGGGGCUAUGA
Molecule: messenger RNA, 369 nt
Organism: Colletotrichum siamense
Lineage: Eukaryota; Fungi; Ascomycota; Sordariomycetes; Glomerellales; Glomerellaceae
Exons: 2
Coding region: 1-369 (122 amino acids)
Source: RefSeq, a predicted model, not a curated record